Messenger RNA from Magnolia sinica, 2140 nucleotides. RefSeq names its product calcium-dependent protein kinase 2-like. Gene Ontology annotation, biological process: protein autophosphorylation; peptidyl-serine phosphorylation; intracellular signal transduction. The transcript has 8 exons. The coding region runs from base 229 to 1812 and encodes 527 amino acids. The record is from RefSeq and is a predicted model, not a curated record. Gene Ontology annotation, cellular component: nucleus; cytoplasm. Lineage: Eukaryota; Viridiplantae; Streptophyta; Magnoliopsida; Magnoliales; Magnoliaceae. Gene Ontology annotation, molecular function: calcium/calmodulin-dependent protein kinase activity; calcium ion binding; calmodulin binding.
CCAUUUUCAAACUCAACCCUCCCUACAAUCCCUCACCAUCAAUCCCUCCUUGCAGUUCCUUCAGUAAUCCUACCUGUACUUUUCCCACCCUUUCUUCCAUUUUCCCCCCUUUUUUCUCUCUCUUCUCUAUCCCUCUAUACAUGCAUUUCCUUCUCAGAAAACCCCUUUCUUCAACCCUCAAAACCCCAUAUCUGCCUCCAGAUCCAACCUUCCCCUCCUCAAUCUCCCAUGGGUAAUUGUUUCUCCCAUGGCAAAGCAGAAAAAACUGAAAAUGCUGAGUCGAAUCCCGACGGUGACGCGGAUGACCAGAACCCUGCAGACCCCACCAGUGCCCCAUCAACAAAGUCCCCACCCACUACAACUAAUGGGUCCCGCCACCCGACGAAGCCUGCAGCAAUCGGGCCUGUCUUGGGUCGGCCUAUGGAGGAUGUGAAGUCCGUUUACACGAUGGGGAAGGAGCUCGGGCGGGGCCAAUUCGGUGUGACCCACCUGUGCACCCUCAAGAGCAGUGGGGAGCAGUUCGCAUGCAAGACAAUCGCGAAGCGGAAGCUUGCGAACAAGGAGGAUAUUGAGGAUGUCCGAAGGGAAGUUCAGAUCAUGCACCAUCUGACGGGCCAGCAGAAUAUCGUGGAAUUGAAGGGCGCAUACGAGGAUAAGCAUUCUGUCCAUUUGGUUAUGGAGCUGUGCGCCGGGGGGGAGCUCUUCGAUAGGAUUAUUUCAAAGGGGCAUUACACGGAGCGUGCGGCCGCAUCACUGUUGAGGACGAUUGUACAGAUUGUCCAUACGUGCCAUUCAAUGGGUGUCAUUCAUAGGGACCUCAAGCCUGAGAACUUCCUUCUAUUGAGCAAGGAUGAGAAUGCGCCGCUCAAGGCCACUGAUUUCGGGCUUUCUGUGUUCUUCAAGCAAGGUGAAGUUUUCAGAGACAUCGUCGGCAGCGCAUAUUACAUUGCACCCGAAGUGUUGAAGCGAAGAUACGGUCCUGAAGUCGAUAUCUGGAGUAUUGGAGUGAUGUUGUAUAUUCUUCUCUGUGGAGUUCCUCCUUUUUGGGCUGAGUCGGAGCAUGGAAUUUUCAAUGCCAUCUUGCGUGGGCACAUCGAUUUCACGAGUGAUCCGUGGCCGUCCAUCUCACCAGGGGCAAAGGAUCUGGUCAAAAAGAUGCUAAAUACAGACCCAAAGCAGAGGCUCACAGCAUUCCAAGUUCUCAAUCAUCCAUGGAUUAAAGAAGAUGGAGAGGCACCAGAUACACCUCUUGACAAUGCUGUGCUGAACAGGCUGAAACAGUUCACACAAAUGAACAAGUUCAAGAAAGUCGCUCUCAGGGUGAUAGCAGGGUGUUUAUCAGAGGAAGAAAUCAUGGGCUUGAAGGCAAUGUUCAAAAGCAUGGAUACUGAUAACAGUGGGACUAUCACACUUGAAGAACUAAAACAAGGACUCUCCAAGCAAGGAACGAAGCUAUCGGAAGUUGAAGUUAAACAGCUGAUGGAAGCUGCCGAUGCAGAUGGGAACGGAAUAAUUGACUACGACGAAUUCAUCACAGCGACAAUGCACAUGAACAGAAUGGACAGAGAGGAGCAUCUCUACACUGCAUUCCAAUACUUCGAUAAAGAUAACAGUGGAUACAUCACAACUGAAGAGCUAGAACAAGCUCUUAAGGAGUAUGGCAUGCAUGAUGGGCGGGACAUAAAGGAGAUUAUCUCUGAAGUCGAUGCAGAUAAUGAUGGAAGGAUCAACUACGAUGAAUUCUGUGCGAUGAUGAGAAAAGGAAAUCCAGAAGUGAACCCGAAGAAGAAGAGACGGGACUCUUUCGUCUGAUCGGGACUGAUCAUGACGGGGGGAAUAUUGGACGGUCAAGGGGUUUUUGGUAGUGCAACAACAUUGAUGACCCUGGGAGAAGCAUAAGAAGGUUGUAAGAAAUACAAAAUGUUCAUGAAACCAUGUACACUAUGUAAAAGUGAGGAGGGGGGGAAGUUAGGGAGAGAAUCCAAUGGCCUUUUAUGGGGUUUGAGGGUUGUGGGAUUUUCUCCUUCCUGAUCACUAGGCCAGGGAAAAGAUAAUUUCAUAUUAAUGGUCAGGAUUGGGGCUGUUCUUAGUGUGUAUUUUCCAUUUUUUUUUCUUUAAAAAAAAAAAAAAAAGAUAGAAA